AUCCAUAUGAAACAGUUUGCUUUUGAUGGUGCUGAACACACUUUUCUCUUUUUGCUGUUCUGGUUGAAUUUUAUAGCCAACAUGAGUAAUGGAGAUCAUUUUGUCGUAGUGCAAACCACAGAGGCUGGAGCUCCUUUGUUGUCGGUGGUUCCACAUCAGUGGGUUCGUGGGAAUGUUCUGUUGUGGCCUACCAAAAAUGCGAACAGCUUGUGCAAGGAUGCUUCCUCGAAGCCAGCCGCUUCUUGGAGUAAACUUCCUUGUGUAGUCAAACGGAAACAUAUUGCAACUUAUGCAGCAGCGGAGCAGCAAGCAGCCGACCUGUCAGGAAUGUCAACAGACGUAUCGGACUUCGCACCACGGAAAAAAACCAAAAAGAAUCCGAGAAUACAUUUCCUGCAAUCACAACAGCCAACGGCCGAACAGUAUUUAAACGCGUUCAACUCUGGAAAAGAGAAUGUUACAUUUUCUCCUAAUGUAAUCAGCCAACCUUUUGCAAUGCAUCAUAGACAACCGUUGCAAAACGUUCUACAAGUACUUGACAAUGACACAGUCAGCCAAUCACUUCAGCCAUCUCAAAUACCUUCCCUAAAUAGCGAAAAGAUCGUACAAGACAUAUCAAAGAAAAUUGAAGAACAAUGUGCGAAAACCAAAACGGAAAUCGUUAAUACUAUUGAGGUAUUGCUGGCGAGAACAGUAGCUGCAUUGAAAAGCGACUUCGAUGUCAAAAUAGCAGCUGCAUUCCGUUCACAGGCAAACAAUAUUGUAGACAACCAAAACUUUACUUUCUCACCAGCGGCAUCAAUCGAAGAUAUUAAACAAUUAGAAAAGAAUUUGACUGAUGAAACUUAUACUGAUAAACUUAUGGUCUUUAUGCAUAAAGUAAUUGGUCAUACUGGUGACAAUUGUAACGGUCAAAAUAUGUGCUAUGCUUUGGUCGACCAGUUCUUCGAGCGUAAUGUCAUGUUGAAUUGCUCAUGGAGCGGGGGAAGCAAGAGCAAUAUUCCGAAGUUUGCAAUGAAAGAUUGCAAAAAUAUUUUAUGUGUUUUCUUCAGAAUCGUUCAUAACGUUAACCCUACCUUUUCGAAAAAACUCCUGGAAAAUUUUUUCAAGCAGGUGUUGCGAAACUCGAAAACACGUAGUCAAGCAAAAGGCUUGCGCCAACCAACGAUUCAUCGGAGAGGUAAACAAAAAGCGAAGAAAUGUGAUAAAGAAACGAACAAUAUUAACAAUUCCCUGACGGAAAUCCUGAAAAUUGAGAAUCACGUUUUGAAUCUGAAUGAAAUUGAAGAAGAAGAUGGCGUUCAAGAAUACGACAAGAAUAAUCCGCUUGAGGAAUAUGAAAAAGAGGAAAUUUGUGAAAAUAUCGGAGAAGAUGUUGAUACCGAUGAUGCUGACGAUGAAGACGGCGAUGAAAUUGGAACGGAAGAUGAAGACAGCAAUGAAGUCGAAGAUAAACAAGAAGAUAAUCUAGCCAUUUAUAAAAAUGAGAUAGUAAUGUAAUUUUGAUAAUUCUCAUAUAGCAUAAAUUAGAAGUUUUAAUGUGUUACUUUUAUUACAAAUUUCCUGAAGUUGUUUUUAAUGUAAAUUUGACAUGUUUGCUCGCUUAAAAUACAUAUGUUUCUAGGAA
Messenger RNA from Wyeomyia smithii (pitcher-plant mosquito), 1627 nucleotides. RefSeq lists its product as uncharacterized. The record is from RefSeq and is a predicted model, not a curated record. The transcript has 5 exons. NCBI's taxonomy places the organism in Eukaryota, Metazoa, Arthropoda, Insecta, Diptera, Culicidae. The coding region runs from base 7 to 1500 and encodes 497 amino acids.